CUCGAAAUGGAAUCCGAUCUCGAGGAGGAGAAGUCGAAGAAAGCGUAUUUGGAUAAGAUCCGAGAGAAUUAUAUACGGUUCAUGGAGGAUAGCAGUCGGGAGAAGCUGGAUCCGGCCAUCUACAGAAACGAUGGAGGCGCGAAGAAGAGGGAGGAGGAGGCGGAGAUGAAUAUGCUUCGAAGGCGUAGAGAGAGGUUAAUGAGGCGUAGAGAGAGGUUAAUGAGGCGUAGGAGGCAGAGAGAGAUGCAGAAGCAAUCAAAACCAGAGGAGGAGGAGGAGGAAUCAUUUACCAGUUGUGACUCAGACGUGGAGAUGAACAUUUCCCUGGAGGAAGUGAAACGCCUCAUGGAGAAUAUGAAUUCGACUUUGACGUCUAAAGAGGAGGAUAGAGGAGACGCCGUGAAGAUAGAGGAGGAUUCCAAGGCGAAGGAGGAGGAAAUGAGUAUCGCUGACGAUGACGAGAACAUGUUCCCAAGGACUAGAGGGAGACUCGUGAGGUAUUUAAGGCGGCAGAGGUCCAAGCCACCAGCCUCCUCCGCCUUCCAAAUCGAGUUCCAUCAUCUCCAGCUGCCAUCGGACGACGAGUAAUUGCAUAUGCAGAGACUUCCACUUUGACAUAGCAAUUGCCUCCUACUCUCUCUCUCAGCAUAUCUGUACUGGACAAAAAGUGUACUUAUUCUCGUCACAGCAUCUCUGUUAAUUAUAAAACCCCACUUCCUCAUCAGGCUAAGAUGUGCCCCCGUGCCACUCUUCGUAUAUGAUAUCAACUUCCACCUGUCCGGGGAUCUAGAGCCGAAUAUAGUUUAACGAUUGAGCCCUUUCGGCUUCCAUUCCCUUUCAUUCUUAUUUUUAGCUGUAUUGAUCAUCUAUAUAUAUUAUUAGGAUUACCAUAUGCAUUAACAUGACAUUCAUAGACUUUCCGAUUUAUGAUACUAAAAGUAUAUGAAAUGUUCAAUCCUAUAUUUUAUAAUUCGAACCUGCAUAUAAGUAGGCGCAACAAAUGUGACAAGUUUAAAA
Eruca vesicaria subsp. sativa (arugula) is the source of this 1017-nucleotide messenger RNA. The record is from the annotation of a GenBank genome assembly. Lineage: Eukaryota; Viridiplantae; Streptophyta; Magnoliopsida; Brassicales; Brassicaceae.